AUCUAAUUCUGUCAGAGCUGGCAGAGGGGGGGUCCGGCUGCUCUAUCUACAACCCCAGCCUCAACCAAGCAAAGGGCAAAGACACCUCAAACUGGUCUCUGUCCGUCUCCUCAGCCUCAUCCACCGCUGUGGAAGUCAGCUCUCUGGACCACUUUGCAAACAUUUGGAUCAAUGAAACAUUUUUGACGUCUUGAGGGAGACAGAAAACGCAGAUUUAAGAAAUCAGAGGGGGAAAAAAGGUGCAAAGUUUCCAGUGUUGACUCUGGUUUUCCACAUGCUCUGCAUAUGACGUGGCUAAAUUGGAAUUAUCACUGGGAUUGAAUCUCGCAGAGGAGUUACGGAUUUACUAUAAAUAUUCUUUUAUGGCAACUUAAUCUGCACUGAGGAUCUAACUUUUAUUCUGAAACUAUGACCGAAGCAGUUGAAGGUAAAGUAUCCAUCACAACAAGUGUUUUUCCGGUCAAUUUAAAGUCCUAAUUUUAUUGUGUACAUGCCACUCUUGGGCUUGUUUUGUUUUGCACACAGUCCCUCUGAUUCUGUCUGGACUGGAAGUUUCUAAAAAUAUGCUGCUAUCAUGUCGCGGCUAUUUGUAAUGUAGCUUCAGGACCCAUGUGACAUCUACAGUGCCGUAUAGGAUCAAUCAGCAUCAACACUGUGGCUCGUAUUACAUUUAACCAGAGCAGCUGAUACCGUAACAUGGUUUUAAUUGUUUUAUUGGAGUGUGGCUGACGGAAUAAGGUGACCGAGGGGUCCUGGAGUACAAUGUUGAUGAUGAUAGGAAAGAUCUGCCCACCUUUGACCUCCCAGGAGCCAAUCAAUCAAUAACCAGAGAGCUCAUAGAAACUCAUGUGAUGUACCAUGACUUUUAUAAGUGGAUGUAGCUGGAGUUACCAUAUGACAAUGCUGAUGCAAGUUAAAAACAUGGAAACAGCAGCUUGAAUCAAACCUGCAGUAAGGUCUCUACAGCACUUGCUUGAGCUCUGUGCACUUACUAAGUCAAUGUUAUGACUGCUCUCCUCUGUAUUCUGACCGGAUAGGCAACAGCUGGCCCUUAAUGACUCCUCUGAGGUGAGCUGCCAUGGAUACCCAGUAGAGGGUAACAACAGAAACGUCAUCUUCAGUCUGCAGACAGGUCAGCCAUAAAAGGAGGAAUCAUGCAGGGAUGGUUGGUCAAACCAUUUAGAGUCGGGUUUGAAGUUCGGCGGUCAGCUGAGGAUUCACAGAGAGGGAGAGGACUCCAGGUGUUGUUGUUUCAGAGACAAAGCUCACUUUGUAGGCCAUGGUGAAAGUGGAAGCUGUAGCUUGGUCAGUGUCAGUGGAAAAACCACAUUGUUUCAAGGUUUAAAGGUUCAUUAUCAGAGUGAUGCCUGAUGCUGAAGCCAAGGACACUAAACCACAGUGAAGAAUUUAAAAAGAGACCCGAGGAAUGAUUUAACUAGACAUUAGAGGUGGACGAAAAGUUUGAAGUUGCCCAACACAUGUGUUGCUGUAGAUCAAAGUCUUGUAGUAUUUGUUGUAACAGCCAGGUUGGUGGUAGUCUCAUGACAAAGUGCUUUAUAAAUAAUAAAAAAAGAGUGUGUAACUCGCUUCAACUUGAGUAUAACUCACUUCUUAAAUCUUGGCCUUCAUGCCAAGAGAACCAAGGUCUCAGCAUGUGAUGAAGCACAUAGCAACAGUAAUAUCACAGAGAAUACGAUCCAGAGGAAAGACCCAAACCUGUCCCACUACGAAUGCUGUUUAUACAGGUGUUUGUCACCUGGAUCAUUGGCUGCCAUAACAGUUUCAGCUUCAGUUUCAGCUGACCCUCCAGUGAUGGAGGCGGCCAUCUUGGUUGUUUACAAAUCCGUUGAAGUGGUGCUCUUUUGUCAUCAUCGUAAACAACGGACUGUGAUUGGUCUAGAUAGAUCUAGCAACUCCAGGUCAAACCAUGUUGAAGCUUGAGUAGCGCUCAAUCACAGUUUUGCAAAAGAUGGAACUGACCCCUUAGGACCCCGAUGGACAAAGGGACCCUAGACAGUCCUUCAAAAAACAAAAACUAUGUACAGGAUCUCUCUCUCUGAGACACUGUUGUCAUGGUCACAACAGUCCAUGGUAGGUUUGAGAUGCAUUCAGUUGUUCUGCUGCUGCUGUCUGGACUGCAGCACUGAGGAGAACUUAUUUCUAUUUCAAGAUGGAGAUGUAUAUUUAAGUGUGUAAGAAUUAGUUACAUCUUAAAUCUUACACCUAUUGAGUAGGUGUUUGGCUCUAUGUUAAAACAAACUGUCACGGCACGUCACUUUGAAAGAUGGGAUAAUUUGGUGUAUGAGUAGAAGAAGGAUGAUUACUGUCUGUUUGGUGUUUGUAAACUGCUCUCCAUGGUGGACUAUAUUCAUUAAAGAUUUACAGUCACUUUCAUCUGUACUCAGACUUUAGUUUCACACCAGCAGAGAUGAUAGACUCCUGCUUGUCAUGUAAAUAAACAGACGGUGCUUUAAACACCUAAUGUCACUACAGAUGAAUAAUGCCUGAGAUAGAAAUUAACAUUCCUGCCACAGAGUUAACAAGCAGAGAGGGGAAAUGGACUCCUUUCCAUUUGGUAAAACAUGUGUAACUGGUUUGUCCAGCAUUGCUUUUGCUUUUGAAAUUCAAACACCUUCGUUAUUGAGUUUUUGACCAAUCAGAAUCAAGCAUUCAGUACAGCUGGAUAAUAACCUUGGUGGAGGCCACAGUAUGUUUGCAAAACCUCCAGGAGUUUGAGCUUGACAGAGGUAAGCCUGUUGUUAUUAUUGGGAACUGUUAAUGUUUGUCAUUAGUUUGAGUUUGUCAGUGUCACACUGGUUCAUUAUAGCUCUGCAGUUUUCCAGACAUAAAGCUGAUUCAGAUCUUCGGAUGAUGCAGCAUCUCUCCAGGAUCAACUAAAUCAGUAUGACUUAACUGAUGCUUAAACUCUCAUUAAUUCAGUAAAACUUCCAGGAAAACUUUUUUACGUAAUUUUGAGAAAAGUAUCCUGCUAAAUCAGAAAAAAAAGAAAAGAAAUUCAAAGUUUUUACUCAGGCCUGCAUUAAAAUACGCUGAAUUUAAAGUCAUGAGCUAAAGUUAUUUGGACUUAUUCUGGCAGAACGCAGCAAACCUGUGUACUGACUCUAGUCGCUCCCGAGACUCUGGAGUGUUGCUCCGAGUCGCUCUUAUUUUGAACUGACCUGGAAUCAGGACGAUGACGUUAGACUGAGGUGUAUGUCUGCUAUGUGUGUGUGUGUGUUCAGAGUCCCGCUAAGCUGUUUGAGUCAGCAGUAACAGAGUAACCUACAGUAGCUGCCAACAGUGAUCUGAAGAGAGUCAACAGGUGCUAUGAGUUUUCCCAACACACCCACUGUGGAAAAUCCACUGCAGCUGAUUUUACAUGACAACAUCAGUCCAUAUGUUUUUGUAUCUGUGGCUGAGUGUGAGGGACUUUGAAUUGUGUCAGUGUGAUACUAAUAAAGCUGCACUGACAUGAUCUCCUGUCCUCAUUAAAAAUCAGUGAGAGAUGAAGUGAUGUUCUAUAAAAAUUGAAUUUACAACUAGAGAAUGAAUCAAAACACAAAAAUACAGCUUGCACUCAUAUUUAGAGAAAUAACUAUUCUCUAAUCAGACUAACUCUAGCAUGGACGAUGUAAUUGACCAAAGUACUGAUGUCAUUAGAGCUCUGUAGCCUCUCCAGGGUAAUCUAGUCCAGGUCUGACAAGGGUUGGGCGAUAAAACGAUAACGAUAUAUAUCGGAAAUUAAUUUCCUACAAUAUCAAUAUAAAACGUGGUCAAUAUCCUUUUCAAUAGUCGACAUUCUGCCAUGCUUUGGUAAUAGCCAGUGAAAAGGGGAGUUGCUCUGGGUCCGUUUCUCGCAGAACCAAUCAUGUGCUGAAUUAGAACCAAGUAGCAAACAACUGUGUAGUAGCAGGCUGCAGCUACACGCAACCAUAGCGCUUUAACACGUGAAGCUGACAGCACUGUCGGUGAGAAGAAAAGAAAAUGAGUGCUACUGCUGGCAGAAAUGCAAAUGAAGGCUCAACAGAUGACGACAUCGUCGACCUCACUGCGAAUUAUUUUGAGUACAUGUUCCCGCAAAGUCGGUGAAUACCUCAAAUCUCUUUCACCACCUGAAGCAGUGCCACGUGGCAGAGCGCGCACAAUGCAAAAGGUUACAAACCCUGAGUGGAGCAUAGAGCCCAUGGCACCUGUGCACCUGAAACAGCUGACCAUUCAGCCCGCUUUCCCUAGCGCAACGCCUUACGACAAAAUGUCAAAGAGACACAAAGCCCUUACAGAUGUUGUAGCUUAUUGUAUUGUAAAAGACAUGCUACCAAUAAGUAUAUUGUGAUAUAAAUCAAUAUCGACUGAUAUAAAAAAAAAAUAUUGUGAUAAACUUUUCCCAUAUCUCCCAGCCCUAGAUCUGACUGAUAUAUAGGUAUAGUGGUUUUGGAUCAGGACCUGUACUGAUGUUGUCUUGAAGUGGGAAAAAAGCAGUUUAAACUCCCUGUGUUGCUUUUAUACUCAUAAAAUCUAACAUUUCACUGAUUUCAAAGUGGAUUUUAGACUUUUCAAGGCUUUCCCUCAUAUGACAAACCUCCAAAAGAGCAAGACAGACAAUCAGACGCUCUUCACAGAAACUUAAGUUUCACCUAACUUCCUCCUCUGCAGCCAGAGCUGACACUAACUCAAGCUUUGCCACAGGUUGUAUUUGAGCAUUCACCAUUCACCAUCAGUCUGAUGUUUGAGUGAUCAUAAAAAAUGAUCAGUGCAGUUUGACCAACUACUAUUUCCGCCCCUCAGCUCGGUCCACCACCACCACAAUGGUUAUCGAAGGUAAAAACGGAGACGCUGGUUCGCCGCCUGGGAAACACAAGAAAACUUUUACAGAAGAUCUUCACUCGACCUUCAGCUCCCCCCUGGCCUGGAUCUUGGUCCUGGCUCUCAUCAUUACGUGGUCUUGUGUUUUUGUCAUCCUGUUUGACCUCACGGACUACAAGACCAUCUCGGGUAAGUCAAGUUGUUUGCUGCUCAUUCGCAUAUCUUCCAAUUUUCAGCAAGAGGCCAAAGUUCUGACACUGAUCGAGACCUUUAAAAAGAAGUUUUUCGCCGUUUCCAACUGUAGAUUUGAAUUUCUAACAAAAUCGUUUCAUUUAGGACAACAGAGAUUUUAAUACAGGUCGGCUUAUUACAGGCCAGGACGACUGUUACUACAGACUCUGUUCUGGGUUAAUUGGGGUUGGCUUUGGUUGAUCAUGUAGACCAGAUUGGCCCAGUUUUAAAGUCUUCUAUCUAAAAGAGCAGUUUUCUUCUCUCCGACUGUGUACAGGUACGUCCUUCAGACUGCAUCCAGUCCUGACAACCUCUACUAGUAAAUCAGGAUGGCUUGUAUGUAACCCGAGAGGUGAAACCCAUUGCAGGAAAAGUCUGCAGAGCGUGGCAACACAACCUGCUGCUGCUCCUUCAGCUUUGAUGUGUGCAGUUUUGAAAGCAGAGGUAGCCAGCCUUAAAGAGACCAGAUUAAGGAAUCUAGAUUUAAAGGCACUUAAAAUACUGUAGUGUUUUUUUCACUACUCUAGCUUUAGUUUGCAGAUGAUUGCACAUGCAGAGUGCAAACAGGGAGGAUGGGGGAGCAUCCCUGUAAUGAUAGGAUGGACUUAUUCCAUCCACAAAUAGAUGUUUUUGUUACUUGAUGUAUUAAAAUACAGUCAAAUAGACUUUCACGUAUUGAGUCUAGUGUCAGUUGUCCAUCAUCGAGACCUGUUGCACCACCUCUUUAGCCACGUUUACAUGGGUAAAAUUUCUUGAUCUGAUUAAAAAUUUGAGGGAACGGAUAAUCUGAAUCUACUGUUUAUAUGGGUGAAAAAUCAAGUCAUCCGAUCAUGACGUGAGUAUACAUGCACCAAGCUUCAUUCGGAUUAGAAGCAUUUGAACAUGCACAGAGAUGUCUAAUUUAGCUGAUUUGUGAUGGCCUCAAUAAAUAAACCAAAGAUGAAUGAGUGAAGAUCGGGUAAGGUAAGAGAGUCAUGAUUGGUAUAAGUGUUUACAUGGUCAUGUUUCGGAAAAUGAUUGGCAUAGACCACCCUUCUCGAUCGAAAUACAAUUUCUUUUCGAUUGAGCCGAAUUGGAUCAGAAUCUUCCGAUUGACAUGUUUACAUGAUGCAUUUUUAUUCCCAUUGGGCAUUUAUUCUGAUUAUUUGUGCCCAUGUAAAAGCAGCUUUUGUAAACUGGGUCUUAAUUCAGGAUGCAAAGCCUGCAACAGCUGUACACAGUUACUAGACUGUGACUCAAAACUCAAGGUCUUCAGACUAGUACUGUCAUGAUAUCCCAUUUUCCCAUCAUGAUUAUUGUUUUACAUUGCAUAUAGAUAUAAUGAGACAAAGUUUAGGCCAGGGACUGUCUUCUCUAUGGGCUGAAACAUCUCUUCUCUGCAUUUUAACCUUGUUUCUGUAUGUACAUUAUUCUAACUGUUGUAUCUCUCUUUUCCUUCAUUCAUCAUGAUUUCUCAACUUGAUGUUUUUCUCCAUCUCACUGACCUGACGUGAUGUAAACAUGUACUAAUUGUUCUUUCUUCAUAACAGUGGUUCAACUGCAUUGCGAGUGUUUGUUCAAUCUUUUCUCACAACAUUAAAUCCAAAAUCCCGGUCAUCCACGUCAUCUAACUCUAACAUAAAUAUCCUUGAACUAUUAAAUGACAUGCAGACUUCACUUUGAAUUAAUCCAAACUCACAGCAGGAACUCCAGCUUUGUCGAACACGUACUAAAACACAGAAAUGCACUCUUUUCACCCUAAAACAGCCUCACUUUUGACAUUUACAUUUCAAAACAGAACAUCAUCCUCUCUAGUGUCCUCACUGACAGACAGUAUCAGACAUCACAUGGAUCAGUGUCUGCUUCACCCUCACCCUCACCCUCAUCACAGUGUGAACACCAAUUACUCCGCACCAAACCUCUCUCCUCACUGUGUUUCUCAUCCAACCAGGUCCUGCUGUCAGGAAGGUUUUAAAGGACUCAGGCCGUAGAGGCAAGACUCUUUACUUGCUACUAACCCCUCAGAGCAGACGCUAUCGCUAACAUUGCUGAUAAACACCACUAACCGCCUAACAUUGAGCACUACAAACAGCUUUCAAUGUUAGCGACGUCUUUAGAUCAGCCUGCAGAUCUGCACAUGCUGCUGUUUGUGAAAGUGCUUUUAUGCUUGUUGUUAGUUUUAGUUUUAGUUUGUCUAAGUUAGAUGAACCAUAUUUAUGACGUUAGUUUGUAGCUGAGUUUGUGUAGAGGUUUUUCUGAGCAGUCUUUAGCGUGUUUAUUCUCAACUUCUAGCAGAAAAAUGAUAUAUGUUUUCAAGCCUUUCCCUCUGAUAAUUGUCUUUUUAAGCUUCCCUCAGCUGAGUUCGAUUUACAGAAAUUUACAAUAAACCGCUCUCAUGGAAAGGUUAAGCCUUUUUUUUUUUUGCUGAAAUCUCUGUUGUUCGCCUGUUUGCGCUUCUUGUACAUGUGGUUCAAUCAGGUUUGGAUAUGCGCUCCAGCUUCUUCCUGGACAACCCUGUCGAGGCUGAAUAUGAAUUUUCCUCUCCUUCCCCCUCUCUUCUGGAUUUAAUCGUCAUUGCUUUGUUUUAAAAAAUGAAUGUUGUUUCAAAGUUUGCUGGUCCUCCUUCAUCAAACUAUCUCGAGAACGUUUUGUGGCAUCUCAGCAGGUCUGAGCCACUUUGUCUCUUGCUCGAUGUCCCCACACUAGAAUAGCCUUGCACCACUUCUUUAUUUUGAAAUCUUCUUCUUUUUCUUGUAUUAUCAGAAUCAGAAGAAUCAGAAUGCCUUUUAUUGUCAUUAUACGCAGUACAAUGAGAUUAAAGCCACCCAUAUCAGUGCAAAACAUUGGAAAAAAGAUAGAUAAAAAAUAUAGAAAAUAUGAAACGAGAUUAAUAUGAAGUAUAUACAAUGUAAACAUAUGGAACUGAGAUUCUUUUUACAGGAUAAGUAUGGUACGGAUAUGCAUAAAUGUAAUAUGUAACAGUAUAAAAUAUAAAGUGCACAGUCCUGAGAUCCUAUUAACAGAAUAAAUAUGGUAAAUAUACAGAAAUAGAAUAAAUGUAAUGUGCAGAUGAAUGUAUAUUGUCCAUCAGUGAUUCUGAAUAUUGCACAUGUUUAGGUAUAUAGGAAUAGAAAUAUGACACCAGAGUAAUAUGAAGUAUAUACGAUGUAAACAUAUGGACCUGAGAUUCUUUUAACAGAAUAAAUAUGGUACGGAUAUGCAUAAAUGUAGUAAGUAACAGUAUAAAAUAUAAAGUGCACAGUCCUGAGAUUCCUGUUAACAGAAUAAAUACGGUAAAUAUACAAUUAUGUUCACACCCUGCUUGUAUGCUAUUGACCUUACAGACUCAAUCACACCUUAUAUACAAGGUUUUUUACUUUUUGAUCAGUUAACUUGCUUCUAGUGUCUUUUCAUCAUGGCCUACAGACUGGGUUAUUUCAGUCUAUGCAACCUAGAAAGUCUGGCUGCAUCAUACAGUGGACUCUACAAAGGAUGCUAAUCUUAAAUUAUGACACAUGGGGGUUCACUUAAUUGGCACACAAGAGCAGGUGAUCCUCCAAUCAGAGGCAUUAUCAACCCAUUAAGAAAAUUACUGCCAUUCCAGACAGUUCGCUAAACAUGGCCAAUCACAUGUACAACCAACAGAUGUUUCGACACCUGACAAGAACUCUUUAUAUACAGUCAACUAGCUUGAGGAAGGAGGAUCGCCGGGCUGUCUCAAGUGCUUUCUCCGCCAAAACUUGUCGGCCUUUUGUUCCGGUUAAACUUGAUGGUGGGUCAUGCUUCUAAAAGAACCACAAUCUCCUCCUGAAAUCCAGAUUUCUGCUCUUUGACUUCAGCACAGCCCACCUCAGUUUAACCCUUCGCUCAGGCUCAGGAGUUAAUGUUCUGCUUUUGGGCAUUUCCUCAGUGCAGAAGAAUGGACGGCUUAUCUGUCCUGAGGAAAUGUACGAGUAAGAGAGACAGAAACUCUUACUGAAGGUUGGAUUUGUUUGCAAGAAGAAAACAAGUGUUAAAAUGUUGUUGUAAAAUUUUGUUCCUGCUCCACCAGGAGGCCUCAGCAAGAUUGGCUCGGACCCUGUGAAGGCUGUGAACGAGGUUGUGGACGGUUCGGCGAGCGUGAUCGGUGCAGUGUUUAAAUUUGCUGCCAACCUGAUCGCACCAGAAGAAGAUGAAGGUACAGUCAUCGUUCACAUAUCAGGAAAUCACACCGUUGAUAUAAAUAUCAGUCUGUUAAAGCUGUAGGUUUCUCAUUUUUGAGUUAUACCGAGCAGAAAAGCAGAGGUCUGCUCAUGGAACCAUGAUGGGAUAGUGGUGGUGUGGACUGCUCCAAUAACUACAGCUGGAUGUCUAAUGACAUUUUGGCUGUUCAAUGAGUACUUUUGAACUUAUCACAGCUUAUAAAGCCUUUAGUUUUUUUCUAGUCAUCAACUUGAUCAACUAGCAGUAUCUUUUUGCCCUUUAGAUGCACUUGAAAAAGUUACGUCUCUUAUUUUAACUUUGUGCAUCAACUAAUAUCUGUCUCCUCUUCUUUAGGAAAUCUGUACGCAGUGAGAAAAAAAGGUUAGUACUGAUGCAUUUUGUCUAACUUUUUCUGCUGCAGCAAUCAUUCAGCUGCAGAUAUAAAAGAUAAAAAAGCAUUGCUUGUGGUUGUAAAUGUCUUGUUCAUGCUGCACUGCUUUUUAACUUUUAGAAUUUAUGUGUAGGUCAUGUGUGAAGUAGUAAGCAAAAAACAACUGUUGUAAAAACUCUGAUGCUCUUUCCAGGUUGGUAUAGAUCAUACGAAAGAGGAUCAGGGCCACAAGAAGAGAAAAAAAUAACUGCAGGAGGGAGAUUUUUUCAGUUCCAUUUGAGAUUAAAGUCGAAAUUUCAAGAUUGAAGUCGAAAUGAAAUGCCAUAUGGCUUAAGUUUGUUGUAGCCAUCCAUGUGUCAGUACGUAUUGGGUCCCCAGCUUCGGUAAUCCUUGUGCCUCAUCCGAUUUCAGGAUCAAUCAACUUGAUCAGUUGUCUUAUUGUAUCAUGCGAUAUGACAAAGCCUCGCUGUAUAGCACGCAGGUGUAACCACCAAAAACCCUUCAUCUGCAUCAUAAUCUCCGGCACAGUCUUUUCAGAGUCUGAAUACUUAUGAACACACCGUGUUUGUGUGCUUAAAAAGCGAAGAUUUCCUUGUUACUAAAUCCAAUUGCAAAGUACAGCAUUACAAACUGUUGUACAGAGGACAUGUUGUCGAGUGACGAGUGACAAUGCUGUUGAUUCAUUAUCAUUAAUCUCAACAUUACAACUUUAUUCAUGAAAUUUUGUCUUUAUUUGUGUCAACUUUAAUCUUAUUUCAAUUUAAUUCAUGAAAUUUCACCUUUUUUCAUGUCAACUUUAAUCUCAAAAAUUCAACAUUAAUCUUGAAAUGUAUAAUUUUUUAUCUCAAAAUUUCAAUUUAAUUGACAUAAUUUAGGUUUUAUAAUCUCGAAAUUUCAACUUUAAUCUCGAAAGUCUUGUUCCUGUAAUUAUUUUUUUUCUCUUCAUGUGGUCCUAAUCCUCUUUGGUAAGAUCACCCAUCCUAACUUUUGACUAAGGCAAAUAGGUGGGCACUGCGAUCAUUUCUUUGCAGGUGCAUGGUCUAAUUUACCAACAGUGACAGGGGCUGCAUAACAGUUGAGGUUUCCUUGUUUAUUGAGAGACUGAUAGGAAUAAAAAUAGAGAGAAACAGCAACUUCUGAGGGAAGUUUUAAAAGAAAAACAGAAGAGCAUCUUCUGCACGCUCUGUUGUAAAUAUACCUUACACCACAAUUGCAUAAGAAGGGGAAACAUCUUACAAAAGCCCUUGUUUACCGAACUUCAUCUGACUGAUCCACACCUGUAUAUGCAAGUUGCAAACGGGAGGACAUAAUGUUAUUAUGAUCAUGGUUUUAGUUUUCAAUCUGACUUGACUUGUGAACCAUCUCAAAGAUUCACGUUGGGUGGAAGAAGAGCGGGAAAAAGAGGAAGUGGAGGUGAAGGUGAAGAUUAAGAAAAAAGGUAUAUUUUAAGAUUAUUCUGUGAGAGUGGAGAUUAACUCUAGAUGGAUUUGAUCAAUCCUGACCCUCACAGUUUUAACAGAAGGUAUACUCGCUUUAAAAAAAACAACCCAAAAAACUAUCUCCUCUCCCAAUAACUGUUUUCUCAGAAGUUUGUUUUUUCUUUUUUACUAACUCUACACUAACUAUACUACACGAAGCUGUUUCAUUCUUACAAAAACUAAUUGCCAUCCAAACUGACACAUGCAGUUUUUUAUGAACAUAUCACUCAUUUUUGUUUCUCCUUCUGUGUUUCAGGUGAAUUUCUACCAUCCCGAAGUAAAGGUAAGCAACCUUAUGGUAGAGAUGUUCAAAUCCUCUUCAGAGCCUAGAUAUAAGCAUCAUCUUGCAUAUGUGGAGGUGUGCUCUCAGAACAGGGCCUAAUCACUUAUUUUAUGAAACAAUUCUCCUUUAAACUGUUGAAUUAUCUCGUCAUUUUUGGUUUUUAAAUAACAUGAUUUUAUUAAUUUUUUUAAGUUAUAGGGAUGCAAGCGCAGACAAAAGUACCAGCAGUUGAAGUAGUGGAGGAGGAGGAAGAGGAGGCAGGCGAGGAGGAGGUAGAAGAAGGAGACCAAGUGGGUGAUGCUGGGGAGGAAGAAGAGGAGGAGAAAGAGAUAGAGGAAGAAGAGGAGGAGGAGGAGGAAGAGGAAGAAGAAGAUGAGGAGGAAGAUGAAGAUAUGGAGGAUUUCUAUGAAGAUGAGGAGUUUGAUGAAGAGUAUGAGCAGUACUAUGAGGAGGAAACAUAUGGAGAGGAAGAUGAGGAGGAGUAUGAGGAGGAGUAUGAAGAGGAGGAAGAUGAGGAGGAAGAAGAAGUGGAAGAGGAGGAGGAAGAAGAGGAGGAAGAGGGAGUGGAAGAGGAGGAGGAAGAAGAGGAGGAGGAAGAAGAAGGAGCUGAAGCUGUAGAGGAGGAAGAGGGAGUGGAAGAGGAGGAGGAAGAAGAGGAAGAGGAAGAAGGAGCUGAAGCUGUAGAGGAGGAAGAAGAAGAAGAGGAGGAGGAGGAGGAGGAGGAGGGAGAAGCAGGAGAGGAGGAGGAGGGAGAGGAGGAGGAAGAGACAGAGGAGGGAGCUGAAGCUGUGGAUGAGGAGGAGGCUGGGGAGGCAGAAGGAGCUGAAGCUGUAGAGGGGGAAGAGAAGGAGGAGGAAGACGAAGAGGAGGAGGGAGAAGCUGAAGAGGAGGAAGAGGAGGCUGGAGAGGAGGAGGAGGAAGAAGAGGGAGCUGAAGCUGUGGAUGAGGAGGAGGAAGAAAAGGGAGAAGAAGAAGAGACAGCAGAAACUGCCGAGGAAGUGGCAGAAGCUGUUGAAGAGGAAAAGGAGGAAGAGGAGGAUGAAGAGGAGGGGGAGGAAGCAGCAGAAGCUGUUAAAGAGGAGGAGGAGGAGGAGGGCCCUGAAGUUGGAGUUGGAGCAACUGCUGAUGAAGAUGAAGGUGAGGCCAAAGCAGAGGAGGAAGAAGUAGCAGAAGCUGUGAAGGAGGAGGAGGGAGAAGAAGCUGAAGCAGCUGAGGAGGAGGAGGAAGAGGAAGGAGCAGCAGAUGUUCAAAAGGAGGAAGAAGGGCCAGAAGAGGAGGGAGAAGUUGGAGCAGCUGCUGAUGAAGAGGAGGAAGAAGUGAAGGCAGAGGUGGAGGAAGAGGAGGCAGUGGCUGCUAAGGUGGAGCAAGAUGAAGAUGAAGAAGAUGAGAUAGAACCUGCUGUUGAGGUUGAGACUGAUGAAGAUGAAAUCAAAGAGGAAGCAGCAGCAGUUGCAGAAACAACUGAUGAAGAUGAUGAUAAGGAGGAAGAAGAGAAGGUAGAUGCUGCUGAUGAAGAGGAUGAAGAUGAAGUUUCUCCUGAACCUAUCUCUACCUCUGAGGAUGAAGAGUCGGCCGUGACACCUGACUCUGACUCUGACAUUCCUGUGGACGUCAAGGACAGUGAUGAAGACGUGACUCCUCCUGAGGAAGAUGAGGAUAAAGACGAAGAGGAGGAAGAACAUGAUGAAGAUGAGACCAGUGACGAUGUGUUGACUGACACCUCAGAGGUCAGUGAAUCCGCUCUGCUUUCCACUGAGGAGGAGGAGGAUAAAGAUGAGGAUGAUGAUGAUGAUGAAGAUGAUAAAUUAGCAGAGGGAUUCCCAUCGUCAGAGAGCGAAGACGUCAUCGCCGUGGACAGCGAUGAAGACCUGGAACUUGACCUUCCUCCUCUUCCUGCUGCCAGUGAGGAUGAAGAGGAGGCCGCUGAGGAGAAGGAUGAAGAACAUCUUGAAGAAGUUGCUGAAGAGACUAAAGAGGAAGAUGAGGAUGAUGAAGCUGAUCUGGACCAAUCAGACGAGGAUGUUUCUGUUGCCUCCUCUGAGCACUUCGCUGAUGAUGAAGAUGAGGAUGAUGAUAGUGACCUCAAGGAAGAAGACCUUGACUUAGACAUCCAUGUGGACCUUGAUGAUGAGGAGCUUGGAAAAGAUGAAGAUAUUCCCAAAGAGGACAUCCAUGAUGAUGACGAAGAUGAGGAUAAAGAGGAAGCGGAGGAGGCGGAAAUACCUCCUUUAGAGAGCACAGACAGUGGAGUCUUGGGCGAUGAAGAUGAAGAUGAGGACAUUGAUCUUAAAACAGAGGAUGAAGAAUCUGUCGGCGAAACCGUCCUCAGUGACGACCUUUCCUAUGAGACACUAGAUGAUGAUGAUGAUGAUGAUGAUGAUGAAGAUGAUGAAAAAGAUGAUGAAGAUAUCGACACCAGUUCGUUUGAGUUUACCUUUGACUUUGAAGAGGAGAAAGAAAUCACAGAGACUUUGGUUGAUGUUGAAAAAGAUGAAGGUGACCUCUUGGGAGAGCCUUUAGCUGAUGAGGAUGAGGAUGAUGAGGAUGACGACGACGAUGAUGACGAUGAUGAUGAGGAUGAAGAUGUUGAUGACCUCUCACUAGCAGGUACAGUUGAACAGUCCUCCUCACUUAAGGUUCCAGAAUGUAGCUGAACAAUACUGGUUUCUGAUUGGCUGCCUGGUGUCCAUUCAAAACACUGUUGAUAAAUAUCAGAGUGUUGUAAACAAAUGCUGUGUUCCAGUUACCUCGGAAUUUGGAUGUCCGCGCUUGGAAUGACGUUAUACCCAGGUUGACAGUGCUCAAGUUAACAAGUCAGAAACCAAGAUGGACGUCUACAGUUAGCCGUUGUUAGCUGUUGUUUACAAUUGUCAGCUGUUGUUAGCCGUUGUCAAUCAUUGUUAGUAGUUGUUAGCUAUACCAGUUGUAAAUAAUGCACAACACAGUAUUUUACUCUGUGUUCACAGUUAGACGUUGUGCAGUACAAUAAACACCACUUGUUUAAUUUCACAAAAACAAAACAGAAGUGCUAAUGAAUAAAAAAUUAUGAGAGCUUUCACUGUUAUGGGCAAAACCCACAAGGAUCCGGAACGGCUCCGCUCUGCUCCUGCACGGCGGGUGGAUCAAAUACGCAAGCAUUAUAAGCAAUGUGUGUGAUUCCACAGAAACCCUCUGGUGUCUGGCUCUGCUGCGGAUCGGCUCUGGCGAUCUUCUAUUUUUGCCGAAUGCCGGAGCAUGGUGCAUCAAUUCAGUGCAGCGCAGCACCAGCACAAGUUUUUAUGUGGCUACAGAGUAAAAUAAUCGGUUGCUUUUCAAAAUAAAAGAAAGUCGGUACAAUGAAGUGUUCUUAACUUGAUAACAGGAGAGGCCAUGGUUGUGGGAUGUGGGUGUUUAUAUACAUCGCCGUUUAUAUGCACUGAUCAGCGGAUCUCAUCCGCCUGCUGGUCUGGAGCGGAGUGGAGCCAUUCUGGAUCCAGUGGGGUUCCCAGGUUACUCUUCAUUGUUGAUGCACUGCGCUGCCAUCUUGGAUUAUGACAUUGUCAUAAAGUCGGGGUUGGUGAGGAUUGUCCAACUUUCUGAGUCGGACAAUUCCCAUCAGGGGGGCAUUCCAGAAGAAUUUCUGACUCGGAGCUUGGAAAUUCCGACUUACGAAUACAAUUGGAAGGCAGCAAAAGGCUCCAAAUUCAUCUUCAUCAUUUUAACACUCAGAUGAGAAGUUAUCUCUAUGAACCCAAUGUCAACCAGAAGCCUUAAAUUUUAAAGGUCUUAAUUUAAACAACAGUGAAAACUAAGAUCUCUUCUCCACCUAUCACAGGAUGGCCUAUUAGGUGCACUACGUCACAAUUUUUUGUACAGAGCUGCAUUCAUUUAUUGUUGCUAGGCAACUAAAUUACUCUGCAGAAAGAAAUCAAAAAUCUGAUUACUAAAAAUAGAAAAGAGAAAGUUGGAAGUUGAACUUUAUGCAAACUGUUAACUGUGCUGUAGCUUAUAACAUUUACAGAACAUUAUGUUAUUAUCUAUCUAUACUCAAAUCAAAAUAACAUUCUUUUUAGAAAUCAUGGACAGAUCAUGUAGAGGGCCUGUCAUCAGAAUAUAGUUUAUAGUAUUAAGAUGGCAUCAAAUUGAAAAGUUUGUAGUAUAUUCUUUAUAAAACUAUUUUUCAGUUUCAGCAUUUGAUCUUCAGUAUUUCCAUUAUUGUUAAAUCAUUUAGGAUUUUUAAUCAUUUGCAAAUCAUCAAAACAUAUAUAUUUUUUACAGAUUUUUUUUUUUAUUUGGGUUGUGCAUGUUAAUAUUUUCCCAUCUUUUUAUUCAGCAUAAAGGGAACAAACUUUGAUUUUAUUUCCACUGAUAUGUCCUCACCUCUCACUGUGCGUGUGUGUGUGUGUGUGUGUGUGUGUGUGUGUGUGUGUGUGUGUGUGUGUGUGUGUGUGUGUGUGUGUGUGUGUGUGUGCGUAUGUGUGUGUCAGCCUCUGCUGCAGCAAUAUUGACUCUCCAGGAGGAGGCAGUAGAGACUGAAGCUUACACAACAGAGGAGGAGGAGGGUGAUGUCACCCAGGCAGCUGAUGAAGACCAGGCUGAGGAGGAUGACACAGAAACAAUCGGUAUCAGACAACUGCUGUAUAAACACAAUAUAAUAAACCAGGUGGAGGAUACAGUGUGAUACAUAUUUACUGAGGCCAUUAGACCUGUCAUUAAUACUGUUGUGGUUUGUGCAGCUGUUUUGUAAAGUAAAAAUGUCUCAUGAUAGAGCUAUUUUCUUUCACCUUUAGUCAGCCAGUCUGCAGCUCCAGAGGACAAGGAUGAAGGAGAGGACGAAGAGCUGACAGCUGACGUCAAGAAAACUGUAGACGAACCAGAGGAUAAGAAAGAGGAGUACGAUGAAGAUGAGGAUGAGGAGGAGAAGGCCUCUGUGGAUGUGGCUGAACCUGAAGAGGAGGCACCGAAGUCUGAGCCCACAGGUCAGACAGAGAGUUUCAUAACAGAGGUUUGAUCACUUUUACCUUCAGAGUGACUUCACCUGUACGCUCUGUGGUUUCAGUGUGCCCCUGUAUGCACUCUGCAAAGACACAAGAGGCAGAGACCAAGACUGAGGAGAAGAAAGGUUUGUCCUAGACUGUAAUAAAAAAGUAAAAAAGUAGGUAUGUUACCUAAAAAAAAGUUGAAAUUUUAAGGAAAAGGUGAGAAUUGGGUAAAAAAAAGUUUAAGCAUGUGUAAGAGGCCAUACUUUUGAGAAAAAGUCCAAAUUUUGAGUAAACAGUCAGACUUAUGAGAAAACCGAAAUAACUGCCAAGAGUCAAUAUUCUUAGAAAAAAAAGAGUUUUGAAGAAAAAAUAGAAAAGGUCAAAAUCAUGCUUCAAGAGUCAUCAAUUAAGUCAGAACUCAAGUCUAAGAAUUGUUUGUGGGGAUUUUUAGUUUUACCCAUAUCCCAUCUGUUUACAUGGAGGAGGCGGGCUUUAAUAAGAUAUAAAGCAGCCAACCAGCAGAUGGCUUCACUGUGGAUGAGCCGUCUCACCAUCCAUUUUUAAGAGCAUGUGGGUAGAAGAAAUCCAAAGAUCUGUUGUUGAUGUAAUGUGAGAAGUGCUAAGAGGGAAAUACAGCUGCUUUUCUGCACAAUAUUGCAGAAAGAAUAAAUGAUUAAUGACAGAAUUAGGAAUGAAUUUAGAAAUGUGAGGAGGAAUGUUUCUUUUCAGUGAGUUGUGAUAGAAAAUAAACUCAAUUUGCUUUAAUUAGCACAGAUUUAUAUUCUAUUUUCAUUGAGUCGGUGCCAUAACACACAGUAAAAUCUCAGUGUGUCAUCCUCUGGUGUAAUGCAUAUCUGUAUUUUCAGAAGGUCCAAGGAGAGUUUCAGCUGUCAGAAGGAAAAAAGGUAUUUGAAACUUUUUGAAUUGCUUAGUUUGAAUCUAACCAAAGUUAUUUAAUUAUAAUGAUCUGAUGAAUUAGUGGAUGCUGGUUUGACAGAAAACAUACUCUUUGGAGAAAGAUUUGGGCUCUUACUGUGGAAAAUGUUGUUUUCUGGUUUCCAGACCCUGAGGCUGUGACAACAGAACCAAAGAGACAAGGUAACUCUAAACCGUAUCGUUACAUUUUUGUCAUGCUUUUAUUUUGAAAACUCAUUGUAAGGGUCAGUUCUUGUUCUCAUUUGAGUAUCAUGUUUGUGUUGCAGCUUUACCCAGAAUUCCCGGUCUGGGGGCGAGUGUCAGGAGGAUUAAGAGGGCGCCAAUUCUGCUCAGAGGUACUCAGACCUGUUACUGAUGAUCUUUCUUUGAACAUGGAGGCUCUAACUUUGUCAACAAGAAUGAUUCAACAGUUGCUUAAGAUGCUUAUUCACUGAUAUGUCCAUUAAGGCCUUUAAACCUCUAAUCUCCAAACGUAAUGUGGUAUUCUCUUAAAAUUAAAAAAUUCGUAGCUGAAAUUAAUGAGAUAUUUUCUCUUUUGAUUUCAACAAAAAGCCAGAAAAGCAGAGAAGACCAAGACUGCAAAAACAGGUUUGUACAUGAAUCAGAUAAUAAUGAAUCACAUUCACAUUUAAUCUGAUUUAAGAGCCAGCAAAGAGUUUUUAAUUUUAUUUUCUUACAGAGACAGAGACCAAAAAACAAGAAGAGGCCCCUGAAUCAGGACAAGAGGAUUCAGGUAGAAGACUUCUAUUAUUUUUAUUAUGAUCUUAUAUUAAAGCUCCUGUUACAAUUUUUAUGUUUGUGUUGAAUUUAGCGCCCCCUGUGGACAAAGAAAACCUCUUUGAUCUUUGCUGAUUUUGUCCUGGAAAUGUGAAGAUUAUGUUCAUCUACUGUAAAAACUCCUACAUUAGGAGUUAUUUUGACAUGUUUUUCUUUGUUUGCUUCAGUUGGGCCUUGCAGACCUGCACCCGUCUACUGCCCAUCUCCACCUGGCUGGUAUGGUAAGUGGCCAGUAAAGUUUGCAGAAAAGUUUUCAGAGGAUGGAUAUAAAUAACUUUUAUAGCUCUGCUGAUCUUUCAUCCUUGCUUCUAAAUGCCAGGCUGCAAAAUGUCAAGUAAACCCUUUUUUUUUUCCAGUUCAUCAUGUGGUUACAGACAACCCGUACCCCCCACCCACCAUGCAAGGUAUCCACACUGUUGUCACAUGGGCUAGAAGUCUGAUAAUACCAGGAAGAAGUCUAUAGAUUGGACAAGUUUCAUAAGUUUGUAUUUCUCUCCCCGAAAAGCUCCCUCUGCCCCCGUCUUGACCGCUCACCCUGCACAGCCUGUAUAUCAGCAACAACCACCUCCACCCAUGCACCCGUUCUAUGCCCCAUACCAAUAUCCACUGCCAAUGAUGCAGCCCCAGCCUCAGCCUGAACCAGUGCCACCGGUGCAGCCAGAAGUCACAGAAGGGGAGGUUCCAGCUCAACCUGAGACCCAGACUCCAGCUGCUGAAGCCCCGGCUAAGGGUAAGAGGUGUUGGGAGAUAGUUAUAGUUGCAGAUUUAAACAUUUUCAGUCAACAUGACAGGACUGAAAGGGAGCUUUUUUGGGAAAUAUGGUUUUCCCCCAAAAUCUCUAACCUGCCUUUGUAGCUCAAUACCAGCAAUAUAGUUUGACUUUAACAGCUGAUAUCUGCUUUGCACAGAGAAGAGAUGCUCAGAAGUCACUUAAAAAUAUGAUGAAAUGCUUUAGAAUUUUUCUUUUGAUCUUUAAAAUAUGAUACUAGACUGUGAGAAGCUUAGACUAAAUGAUUUAUGUUUUGAAAGAAAGAAACAAAGCAAUUGUGCCAUUGUCGUUAUACCCCAGCAACAUAAAUUUCCCAGUCAAGUGAAAUCAAGUUUUUCAUUGGUUCACAGGACUUGGUGACUUGGAGUUUAUUUCCUAGUCUUCAUAUUUCUCUAUAAUGCUCUUACAGUACAGGGCUGAUCUGCCAGAAGAUGAGAACCUAGACAUCAAGCUCUUUAUCAUGUAGAUGCACAGUUUAACAAACUCACGAGCAAUCAAGAAGUAUUUUUUUUUAUUACAGUUCUCAAUGCCACUGACGAUCAUGCCCACAGAUUUGGACAAAGACUGAGGAAUAACUCUUUCUUUCCUGUCCAAUAAUGAUGGCAUGUCUUUAGUUCUUAAUAAUAAUAAUAAUAAUAAUAAUAAUGAUAAUAAUAAUAAUAAUAAUAAUAAUAAUAAUAAUAAUAAUAAUAACUGUUAUUAACUGCUGUGCUGCCUAUGUAAAAGUACAUGUUUGUAGAAAAUCCCUGACAGAGAGUUUAAGUGGAUACAUCAUCAGCUGACCCAUGAAUGUUUUGUGUGAUUUUAGAGGCACACUGAAAGUUAAGCAGUAAAGUAGAAAGGCUGUGUACAUAGUAGCACACCUGUCUGCAGGUAGGACUGUCUCUAAAAGAGAAUAAGAGCAGAUAUGCUGACAGAUGUGAUUUAGUUUUCCCAAAGACACAUCUCUUCAUAGCCAAGGGAUUUAAUGCAACCUCUUUGUGCACUGCUCCCCACUUAGUGUCCAGAUUGUGUGCGGUUUAUCUGGCAACAAAUGCUUAGACACGUCCUUAUUCAGUUUUUGACUGCUGUAAUAGAUCUCAUAGUUCUUCACAAUAUAUCAAACAGUAAUGACUCACAAAAGGGAUCACCUUUGGAGGAUUUAGAUUUCGCUUAGUUUCGGUUUGUAGUUUUGGGGGUGUGGCAAUGAAACUAAGUCAGAUAUGAAUGUAUUAAGGAGGGCAAGAUAUGGAGCUCAUGAAAAGUCUUUCAAAAUGUGAAAAGUUUUUCCCUUUUUAUGAACCAGAAGCUGUUGAGGAAAAAGUGAUGGCCACUCCUGCCAAGAAAGGUACAAACUACUGAACUGAAAGGGUUUCGUUCAUAUUUUGCUCCUUUUUUCUCUUAAAUCACGCAGUACAUUAAUUUAUUUCUAUUUUUUUUAGCUGAAAAGAAGAAAACCAAAGCAGCUGACUCAGACAAAGGUAAUGAAUAUUUCUCCAAAUCUGCUUUAUUUGUCAGUAAACUAAAUUAUUUCCCAUAACAAACAACAGCUGCAUCAUUUAAUAGUGUUGUGGUACAAUGACACAAUGUGCUGAAUGAAUGCAUUCAUUAUGUAAAAUUAACUCCACUCGGCCGUUUCCCUCCAAUUAUCUCCUCAGAGCCGACAGCAGCUAAAGAGAAAACAAAGAAAGGUAAUUUAUGUUUGCAGCGCUGUAAUCUCUGGUUUUCAAUAGAGUACACUGGAGUGUUGUUACAUAAGGUACACAGCACACAAAGAAAGCAGCUCUAAUGGUUCCACUUGCCAUCAAUUGCUGUUAUUGGUCAUUUUUUAAACAGUAAUUUGCUGUUUUGAUCGUGUGGACACUGUUAAUGAGGUAUCCUUUGAGUCUUACUGUGGAACUGAUUUUUUUAAGGCGCAUUCAGCCCCCUUGUCUGAGCAGAGUUCAGGGAUGUGCCCUAUGUAAGCUCCACUUGAAUAUGAUAACAAAAAGUGCAAAUCACAGGUGGGAAAAUAUGUAUGAAAAGGAUUUUGAAAGUUUUUAUUUAAUGAAAUUUAACUUCUAGAGUCGUUCUUACAAGAUUUCCUUUAUUUCUGCAUCAAAAAGAGAUGUCUGGAUGUGAUGUUUUGGGGAAUCUUGCUGGUUUAGCCAACGGUCAACAUUAGUAAACAGGAGUCAAGAUGCCAGUCCUGCCAGUAAAGAAGAAGAAAAUAAUUGUUCACCCACAUAAGGGAACCAAAAGCACAAACACAUGAGCCUGUUGGAAGUCAAAAAGAGAGGAAACAAGUAGGGUGUGGAGGAUUAAUGGCCUUCGGAGAUGUAUAUGUUGAGGAGCACUGAGACCCCAGUUGUGCCUGACUGGUGUUAGCUCACCUUAUGUCUCUGGGUCUGUCUGUGUAAUUGUCUCUGUCAUGCUUUUUUUGUUGCUCAGCAAAGAGUGCAGUCUGUCCUGCAUUUCUGUGUCCUGUUCACUGUUUUAUUGAAUGCAUGGUCUACAGUAUGUCUCCACAUGCUUUAACAUCACGAUCAGUGGAUAAAACCUGCCAGCCGGCCUGUGUGUGUUUUUCAUUUGUGGAUUAUUUUGCACCGUAACCAGAGACUCCAGUCUGAAGUUUUUACCUGAUAAAUGGUAAAACUGUAGAGGAACUAUCAUGCUUAUGAACAAAGUUUUUUUAUGUUGUCAUCACAUUAAUCCAAUAUUAUAGAUUAUCUGAUUUAGUAUGUUUUAUUUUCUCUAGAAGCUGAUGCAACAAAAGAAAAAGCAAAGGCUGGAACUACAAAGAAAGGUGAAAACCCACCAGAACCAACUGUUUUUUUGUUUGUUUUAAGCUCAAAGAGAUAUUCUGGUGUAAAAUUAAGUUAGGGUCAAACACACCGUAACACUGAGUUAGACACCCCAUUUAGAGGUGAAUGUUGCUGACCACUUACUUCUCUAGUUAGUAACGAUCGCAGAUAGCAAUACAGAGAGCCAUGCGCUCAACCAAAAAGCCACUUUAUAGCCACAAAUAAUGCUCAGAACAGCACCUAACUUCAUCAACAGUACAUAUAGGGUCCCAGCCAUAGCACUAGCCACCAAACAUCUUUUUAACUUUGCCUAAUUUUUUUUUUAGCAAAGAGACUAAACACAACUUACCCACUCUCUUCCAGCAGCUGCUUGUUUGUACGGAGACCUCCGGGCGAGUCCAUCGACUGCAGCGGGGUGACGCAGCUCAAGGAAGAACAUUUAUGAUCAUUUCUUUAUCAUUUAUUUUCCUUAAAGUAAUAAUCAUCAUAUUAAUCAUUUUGCACUGCAGACGCGGUAGUUCUUCUGCCUUAGCGUCUCGGGCUGAUUGCAUUUCCAUGAAGUAAUAAUCAUAAAUGUUCUUCCUUGAGCUGCAUCACCCAUAUCCCUUAAACCAGUUUUUAAUUCUGAAAUUCAAAUGAAUAAACCCUUUAUUUUAUAUUUUCUUAUUCUGUUGCAGAACCAACAGCAAAAAAAGACAAAUCCAAAAGUCCUGCGGCAGCUCAGAAAGGUGAUGAACAUUUAGCAGAGAAGCUCCUGGUGUAGUUACAAAAAAAAAAAAAAUCUAAUAUUGUUAGAAGAAAAAAAAACAGCAUAAAGAUAAGUUUUCUGAGCUGAAAACAGUUUUAAUUCUGUUUUUCCAGAGCCAGCUGUUAAAGAAAAAACAAAAACUGCUGCAGCUGCCAAGAAAGGUAAGAAAGACAUCAAUCAGAGAGCAUCACAGAAACCCUAAGAAAUCAAAAAAUGAUUAAAAACAUACACAGACCCUGCCCCCCAUGUGAAGGAGCUGCUUUACUCCCACUAAGAAAACAAAUGAUUCAGGCCACUGAUCAGGUCUCUCUCCUCAUUAUAUCAGAGCCUGCAGCUGCUCGACAGAGGAAGAAAUCAGCCUCUGAAAAGACAGGUACCUGCACACGCUGACGCUCCAUCAUUUGCAUUAAGUCAAUCAUUUGAAUCAGGGACAUGAGACAUGAUUGGAAACUAAUUGGUUUUACGUCCCUUAGAAGCAGCACCUGUCAAGAGUAAAGCCAAGGCGUCUGCAGCCAAGAAAGGUAAAACUGAACAUGGAUGGAGCUGCUGGUGGGAAUACUGUACCGUCAUUGGUCCUUCAUUUUGGGUGUUUCCUUGCUUGCCUUAGUCAUUACAUUUUUAGCAGGUAGUAAAUUCAUUGUGUAGUUUGUCGUGGACCAUGUACAGCAAACAUUAAUCUCAAGUAUUAAGAGAUGUGAUUUGUAACUCAGUGACUACUUUAUCAUUAUCAUAUCAUCUGCAUACAACUGGAUUUCUACCUUGUAAAUACAGAUGGGGAAUCAUAGAUGUAUAAAAUGAACAAGAUUGGUCCUAGGAUGGAGCCUUGUGGUACUCCCACAGUGGCUCUUGUUGCUAUUAUAUCAUUAUUGAUCCACACACACUAGGAGCGACCUGAUGAAUAUGAUUGAAUCCAGCCCAGGGUUUUUAUAAACAGUUUGCAGGGAUGACUUUGAGAAUUCAUAUGUAUGUGUCUUGAACAGAGGCCGACGCAGAACCUCGUUCACAUCUGAUCCGACUCAGAUCGAGAAUAGAGGCUGAGAGGAGGGCGAAUGUGACCUCUCAGGCGAGGGAGGACAAACCUGCAAAAUCAGCUUCUGAAGCUGGUAAAAUAUCUGAGUCUUACUGUUUGUCGUCUCUGUAGUGUGUCUUUGCUGUGUCCUCCAGUUUUAAUUUUAACUUUCUCAUUUAUUUCAGCCAAAACAAGAUCAAAAUCACCUGCAGAAAAGAAAAGUGAGUUUAUAUGUGAAUGAAUGUCAAUGAAUGUAAGAAUGCAUGCAUGGGUUUACUACAAAAACUGGACUCUUAGCAUCACCCUCUGACCAAUUUUAUUUCUGAAUUUGAAACUAAUCAACUAAAAUCCUUAUAGAAUUUUAAAAUUAGCUCUAGAAAAAGCUUUUAUUUGUUCUUAAGACAUGGUUUAGUUGUGAAAUGUUUUUGGAAACGACUAGAAAGUUGGACUGCUUGAUUUCUGCCCAUUGGAUUUCUGUCCAAGAAAGCUAAAAGCUGAAGCAAAUAUGGGGAAAAUUUGAAUAUAAGAGAGAGACAGGACUUUGGCAUCAUUGCCUUGUUAUGAUACCUCAAAGUUUUUGACCUUUUUGUUUUCCAACAGUUUUUUUAAGCUUAGAUUCUGCAUAAGUUGAUGUGGAUUUCUGCAUUUCUACAGCAGUGUGUGUGUGUUUUUCUUUCUAUUUUUUUAUUUUAUUAUUAUUGGAUGGGCAUGAAGACUGUUUUGAUUUCAUUAGUAUUCGUAUCAUCUGUGUGGAGCUCCACCACAAGAAAUUAUAAUCAAUUAUCUGCUCAUGUUUGCUCAGCAGCAUGUGAAGCAGUUUUAUAAGCUCUUAUGGCUCUGGAGGAAAGAAACCAAACACACUUUGCUAAAAUUAAUUCUCUGCUGACAUCUUUCAGGACAAAUCACACGUGUUGGAAACAUAGUCGCAGAUUAGGAGAUUAAAUGAACUGUUUAAUGCCUGAUGAACGUUGUAAUUAGGGACAUGUCAAGCUUUAUUACGCUGAGUGGAGGAUAAUUUUGCAGGAAUAUUAAAUGCACGGUGCCGUUAUGGAGAGUUAUUUGGCAGGCUGUAAUGGGGCUGUCUCUCUUCUGCAGCCAAAGCUGAGAAGACUGAAAAGAAGUCCGUCAAAGACGCUAAAGGUCUGAACGGACUCAGAAUAAGAAAGUGGAUCCAACAUAUGUGUGUGUGGACACUUGACACUGAUCACUUUUUCUCUCCUUUUCCUUUUUAAUGUUUCAGAAAAAGAGAAACAACCAGCACAAACGAGUAAGUAAAAGAACCUCAGGGUUAUUUCACUCCAGAGAGACAUCAAGACAUUUAACACGGCAACUUCACUGAGAAUGAAAUAAGACUAAGAUAGGAUGUUUUGUUGCUAUAUUAUUCAAAGACAUUUUAUUGAUGGGGAGAAAAAGAGAGUAAUAAGAUUAAAUAAUAAAUCAAAAUUAAAGAGAAGUUAGUUCAAAAAAUUAAAUAGAUCAAUUCAUUCUUAUCAGUAACGGUUUCUUCAACCUCUCUCUCGUGAAUGAAAUUGUUUUUUGGUAAAUACUCUUGAUUCUUUUUGUAGUUUAUUCUUAUUUCUUUAUGACUGAAUUAUUUCAACUUCACAGCUUUUUUAAAGGGAUUUUGAAUCAAUUCAUGAGUUUAUUCCAAUAAAUGUUCUUAAGUACAACCAUUAUUUCCCCAGUUUUUGGGGGAAAAUUUGUGUCCUCAUUUUCAUAGUUUUUGACUCUAAAUGAUCAAUUUACAAAUUUAUGACUAUCAUCUCAUUGAUCUUAGAAUUUCUUUUCACAAUUUUUUUAGAUUAAUUUUACAAUUUUAUAACCUCAGUCUUGUAAAUUAACUUUUUUAAAUGACUUUAUUGUCUUAAUUUAUCAGUUUAGUUGUGUAAAUUUACAACUUUAAUUUCAUUAUUUUUCUAGCUUUUUUCUUAAAACUCUCCUACUUCAAUCCAAUUUAUUUUUAUGAGUUUAAUCUCAUAAAUUUAUGACCCUGGUCUCAUGAAUAUCUGACCUUUUUCAUAUAAAUUUUUAACUACAAUCUCAUUAAGUUCUGGGCUUUAUCUUGUAAAUUUACCUUCCAGUCUCAUAAAUAUCCAACUUCUUUGAUUAAAUUUCUGACUUGAAACUUAAUUCAUGAGUUUAUCUUUAUAGAUAUGUUGCCUUGUUCCUCCUAAUAUUAACCUUUUUACUCAUUUAGCUCACUGAUAUAAAACUUUGACUUUCUUUCCUUUAAAAUCCUGUUUUAAUUGAUCCUAACUGUGACCCUAACCCUCCAUCGGAGUGAAGCGAGCAUGGCAUUGGACUCUAAUGAGACUGAACAGCAUCAGUGCUCUUUGUUAAAACUCACAUUGAACCGAACACUUCCAUUGACUGUAUUAUUAAACAGGACUUCUGCAGGGAUACACAUCGAUGAUGACAUGUCUGCUCUUAGAAAGCUCUUUUUUCUGGGUGACUUGCAGUUGACACUCCUCCACAUGUAAACGACAUGAUAAAGUGAUGUUUUAUAACAUAUGUUUGUUCAUAGAGAAAGGGAAUAGAGCCUCCAGUAAAGCUUAAGGUAUUCAGUCUAUUUCCCACCAUCUCUCCACUGGUUAACUCAUCAUGAAUAGACGUCUGCUUUAAUGACAUUAAGAAUAUUAGAGACUUUAAUGAGCUGACCUGAUUGAGAUGAGAUUACUGUCCUUUUGAACCGCCCUGAGUCAUACCAGGAGAUUACAGCUUGUGAUGAAUUCAGCAACAAUAAUACUGAGCCGGGUUGAUUAAAUCCGUGAACCAAAACCUAUUAAAUUAGGGUAUUAGAGGUCUGCUCUUAAUGAGUCAUCCAGCGGAGAAGAAACACCCCCCACCCACAGCACAGAGUGACUCCACACUUUCUUCAGAGACACAUUAGGUCCUGCUUUAAGAGUUUGUUUUCUCUCAAACUAGUCUUAUGUAUGAAGACUUCACUAUUUCACAGACACAACCAAACACAGACUGAGAACUGUAUGGAGCCAAUACACCACCCCAUUACUUUAUUGCAUUGGCUGUAUACUGAGAUGGAUACCGUUUCUCUAAGUCCCGUGAAGCCAAAACCUCUGGGCUAUAUUGUUGGGAUCUUCUGGUGGUCUAAAUGACUCAUAAUAGAUAGUCAUCUGCCGCUACUGUGCAGAGAAAAACAGAGAGAUGAACAGAGGAGAAACGGAUGGAGCUGGAAAGCAGUCAGGUUCAUGUCAGCUGGAUGUCUGCAGUGGGGAUCCAGAGGAAGCUACAGCAUGAUGGAGCUCAAGGACUCCCAGAAAAGACAGUGUACUAGUGACUCUGAUGGGACAUGAUGAUUCAGAGUUAAUGACAUGGACAAAAGGGGAUAAAGAAUGAGAAAGAGGUGCUCAAUGUGCCAGUACCCUCAGCAGUUUAAACCUACAGCAGCAUAACUAAGACCUGGUCCAGACUUGUACCAGCUCUAACUAUCAGCUUUAUCAAAGAGGAAAGUUUUAGGUCUACUCCAUAGACUGUAUAUACUAUUGACAACUUGGCUCCGCCUUCCACCCGUAGACGGAUUUGAAGCCAAAUAGCUCUCGGUGAUUCCGUGAUUUGCGCAGUAACAUUGUACGCAUUCGGUGGGAGAGUCGCCAAGAGUUGCUUUGAUGACACUCGACUCAAACAGCAUUCCCCCCGGUUGAGCUGCGCAAUCUUCAUACCCCCAUAGGCUGUAUCAAGUGUCAAUCAUAGAAAACACCAACCCCCUGAAAACUUUUAAAAAUGGAGCUCAACAGAAAAAUAAGGGGAUUUGAGCAAAAACCAGUCUUACAAUAACUACAUGUCAACAUCACAAGCAGGGGGGAGAAAAUUUAUAUUCUGUGUAAUGAAUUUCAAAAGUUUGUCCACAGCUCAAUAAGCUUUGCUGGUGGAGGCGGGGUUUAUGACCUAUACUGCAGCCCAUCAACAGAGGGUGCUGUUCUUGGGGUGGCUUCACGCAGCGAGGAGGCAGACUCUGUCCAUUCUUUAUACAGUCUAUGAUCUACUCUUAAAGGUAGAGACAAGUAGAUUAUUUAAGAGGAAAGGGAACCUGAUAACUGAAAGCUCUACCACCCAGACCACCUUUAGAGGGUUGCGGUACGAUGAGCAGGCCUGCAUAUUAGGACCACAAUGUUCUGGAGGGUUAUAGAGAAACUAAUCAUAGCAUGUUGUUUUUAAUGAGACCUUCCUAUUGUUUUCCUUCACUCACUUGCAUGUACACACUUUUUCCAUCUCUCUUAAUGAGACACACUCUCACCAACUAAAAACUCUAUCACCCCUCUAUGUAAUGUUUUUUGCAGAAGAGCCCCUGACUGAAGAUAACACCACAGAAAAGAAGAAACCAGGUAAGAGAGGCAAAGACGCUCAAGCUUCAACACAGUUUGUGGAUCUCAUCUCAUAUAACUAUCUCAUACCAAAAUCAGCUCCCACAUGCAGAUUUUUUUAAUCUAAAAUCUAUAAAUACAGUUUAUCACAUCUCCUCUCAGCAGUUUCCCCAUCGUCUGUAAUCUUUCAUCCCUGUCUCCACAGGCCAGAGAUACUUUCAGUGCAUUUACGUCCCAGGUAAAAAUGCACAAUACCCGUUACGACCUUUCACCCCUGCCAUGAUGUCGACCCCCAUGAUGUCCCCUGCGAUCAGAGCCAUGAUGGAGCAGCAGAGAGCAGCGCGGGCGGCGGGACAAUAA
Molecule: messenger RNA, 27988 nt
Organism: Xyrichtys novacula (pearly razorfish)
Lineage: Eukaryota; Metazoa; Chordata; Actinopteri; Labriformes; Labridae
Source: the annotation of a GenBank genome assembly